CGCUUUUUCAUUUACGCAUUCAUUCUAGCCUUGGUAUUAUUAUCAUUAAUUUUCCUUUUGUUUCUACGCUUUACAAUUCUCCUCUGAUUCCAAUUUGAAAAAUUUUAGAUCUUGAUAAGUCUCGUACUUCUUUUUCCGAAAAUCUCAUCUUAACUCAAAAGGGAGUAUUAAACGACUACUUAUACCUGUAAACUGAACUUUGUAAUUCAAACCCCAUACACAACCUGUGGGCAUACGAAAACAGAGAAUAAACGAAUUCAAAGUUUCUGCUGAAGUUACGUUAGGAAUUGUCGAAUAAACUAACGAAAAUUACUAAGUUUUGCUAAUUGUAGAUAUUGUUUUGUUCAUUACUAGACACGCUAAUUUGUAUCACAUCCAUUGGGUCCUAUUUUAAUAUGUCUUCCUCCAUAAAAGCCCGUAUUCUUCCUUUUGUCAUAAAAAGAGCCAAUUCUUCUUCAUCUGCUUUGAAGCACACUCCUUUGUACGAUCUUCAUGUCAAUGCGGGUGCUACGAUCGUUCCGUUUGCUGGAUUCUCCAUGCCUUUACAAUAUAAGGACCAAACCAUCAGUGCAAGCCACAGAUGGACCCGUGAGCAUUCUGGGUUGUUCGAUGUAAGUCAUAUGGUUCAAUGGUUCAUUCGGGGAGAGAAUGCAACUGCAUAUCUAGAAAGUAUUACACCAUCAUCUUUACAAGAACUUUCUUCUUUCCACUCGACUUUAAGCACUUUUACAAACGAAAAUGGUGGUAUUAUUGAUGAUACGAUUAUUGCUAAGCAUGAUGACAAUACAUACUACGUUGUCACCAACGCUGCUUGCAGCGAAAAAGAUGAAUUGAAUCUGAAAAAGCAUCUUGAAAAUUGGAAAGGUGUCGAGCUUGAACGCGUUCAGGAUCGAGCACUGAUCGCUAUCCAAGGCCCCGAAACCGCUGCUGUUAUUCAGAGCCUUGCUCCCUCUUACGACUUUUCUGCUCUCAAAUUCGGUCAAUCUGCUUAUGUUGAUUUCAAGGGUGUUCAAUGUCUAGUCUCUCGUGGUGGCUAUACGGGUGAGGAUGGAUUUGAAAUUUCUAUUCCAGCCAAUGCUUCUGUUGAUUUCGCCCAGAACGUUUUAGCUGAUCAACGCGUACGUCCAAUUGGUUUGGGAGCUCGAGAUACUUUGCGUUUAGAAGCUGGUAUGUGCUUGUAUGGCAGUGACAUCGACGAUACUACCUCUCCUGUUGAAGGAUCCUUGUCUUGGAUUAUUGGAAAACGUAGAAGACAAGAAAACAAUUUUGUCGGCAGCAGUCGUAUCUUAAAAGAGCUAAAAGAAGGUGCUUCUCGUCGCCGUGUGGGCUUCAUUGUUGAAAAUGCUCCUGCUCGCCAUGGUAGCAUAGUCGAGGUCGAUGGUGUUCAAGUCGGCAGAAUUACCUCUGGCUGUCCUUCUCCUACUCUUGGAAAAAACAUUGCUAUGGGUUAUAUCUCUACUGGAUUCCACAAAUCGGGUACCUCUGCUCAUGUAAAGAUUCGCAAUAAACUUCAACCUGCUACCGUUGUUCGUAUGCCUUUUAUCCCUACCAAUUAUUACAAGUAAUCAUUUGUCCCUCGCUCACACUUGUUCCUUUUACUAAUGUUCUUCCAAAAUUUUCUCUUUAUAACUUUUGGCUAAACCAGUUCCUAUUCGUUUUGGUUGAUCUAAUUUUCCUUCUCUUCCCCUUGCUUCAACUGAGCUUUUAAUUCUCUGAUUAAUCUGUUGGCUGGUUUCCCUACUUGAUGAUGGCUAAGGUACACUGUGUCAUCUAUUUUAUAUUUUUAAAAUAUUAACUAAUAGUACUCAAAUUUUUUAUUAACAGCUACAUUAACUGACCACACCUACUUUUUUUGUUUUGCCUUGAACUUUGUUUUAAACACUCAGUGAAAUAGCUAACAACGAAAAUUGUUACUUGAC
Molecule: messenger RNA, 1919 nt
Organism: Schizosaccharomyces cryophilus OY26
Lineage: Eukaryota; Fungi; Ascomycota; Schizosaccharomycetes; Schizosaccharomycetales; Schizosaccharomycetaceae
Product: glycine decarboxylase T subunit
Exons: 1
Coding region: 396-1565 (389 amino acids)
Biological process (GO): glycine catabolic process
Cellular component (GO): mitochondrion
Molecular function (GO): protein binding; aminomethyltransferase activity
Source: RefSeq, a predicted model, not a curated record